CCGCUGCGGGAGUAAUAUGGGGACGAUACAUCUGUUCCGUAAAUCACAGAGAUCAUUGGUUGGAAAGUUAACACAUGAAUUUAGGUUGGUUGUAGCAGAUAGAAGGUCCUGGAAGAUUUUGCUGUUUGGUGCUAUAAAUUUAAUAUGUAUUGGCUUCCUGCUCAUGUGGUGCAGCUCUACAAACAGCAUAGCUUUAACUGCUUACACAUAUUUGACAAUCUUUGACCUUUUCAGUUUGAUAACAUGUCUAAUAAGCUACUGGGUAAUGAUGAAGAAACCCAGCCCAGUCUAUUCAUUUGGGUUUGAAAGGUUUGAAGUUCUAGCCGUAUUUGCAUCUACAGUUCUGGCACAGCUUGGUGCUCUUUUUAUACUGAAAGAAAGUGCAGAGCGGUUUCUGGAACAGCCUGAGAUACACACGGGACGACUGCUGGUUGGUACUUUCGUGGCCCUCUUUUUCAACUUAUUUACAAUGCUUUCCAUUAGGAAUAAGCCUUUUGCUUAUGUCUCUGAAGCUGCCAGCACAAGCUGGCUUCAGGAGCAUGUCGCAGAUCUUAGUAGAAGUAUUUGUGGAAUCAUCCCAGGAUUAAGUAGCAUCUUUCUGCCACGGAUGAACCCUUUUGUCUUGAUUGAUAUUGCUGGAGCUCUAGCUCUUUGCAUUACAUAUAUGCUCAUCGAAAUCAACAAUUAUUUUGCUGUAGACACAGCCUCUGCUAUAGCCAUCGCUUUGAUGACAUUUGGUACCAUGUAUCCCAUGAGUGUCUACAGUGGGAAAGUACUACUCCAGACAACACCACCUCAUGUGAUUGGCCAGUUGGAUAAACUUCUUAGAGAGGUUUCAACUUUGGAUGGUGUGCUGGAAGUUCGAAAUGAGCAUUUUUGGACAUUAGGUUUUGGCACUUUGGCUGGAUCAGUACAUGUCCGAAUUCGGAGAGAUGCAAAUGAACAAAUGGUACUUGCUCAUGUCACUAACAGAUUGUACACAUUGGUCUCUACUUUGACUGUUCAGAUUUUCAAAGAUGACUGGAUCAGACCUACCUUAUCAUCUGUGCCUAUUGCAAACAAUAUUCUGAACCUUUCGGAUCAUCAUGUUAUUUCAAUGCCAUCUUUGAAAGCUGUUGAUAAUUUGAACCCUGUUACGUCCACUCCAGCUAAGCCCAGCAGCCCACCGCCAGAAUUUUCUUUUAACACGCCAGGCAAAAAUGUGAGUCCAGUCAUCCUUUUAAACACUCAGACAAAGCCCUAUGGAUUGGGCUUUAAUCAUGGAUCCACACCCUACAGCAGUGUACUCAAUCAAGGACUUGGAAUACCGGGGAUGGGAGCAGCUCAAGGAUUCAGGACUGGUUUUACAAAUGUCCCAAGCAGAUAUGGAACAAAUGCUCGUGGUCAGCCCCGACCAUAAUAAACACCAUUAUUUAUUGUACUUAAGGGUAUUGACUUAAUUCUUUUAUUACCCAAUUUUUAUAAACAUUUGGAAUGUCAGAUCAUUCUAAAUGGCUGGGAACAAGUGCAUUGUUCAUAUUCAUGAAAUGGUUAAAUUGCAACUUUUUUCUUUGCAUCAGCCUGUGUAAUGCCACAGAUAUUUUUCAAACUUAUGAUACUUUACAAGUAGUUUUUAUAGAGUGUCUAUUUCUACUCAUCUUUUUAUCCACUUUUCUUCAUUCAUCCAAGAAUGUAUUGAGACAUAGCACAACUCCAUAAGAGAGUAGAAUUGUGACCAGGUAGCAUUUUUUUUUCUAAUGCAAAUUGCUUACAGAAAUACAGGUCCCAAUUUUCAGAGAUGUUUUGAUUGCUUUAUUAAACCAUCUUUUGGCAAAGUCACAAUUAGUUUUUGGUUGCAGAAAUCCAUCAAUAUUUGUUUUGUGGCCAUUGUGAAGACAGUCUGGCAUUUCAGAUUGUAAUUAAUUUUGUGAGACCACGUUUUUACAUUUUUAUUGAUGCCUUUAUAGAAAUUCAGAUGGUUCAGCAACCAUUUUCUAGUUGUAAGUAUUUCAUAUUCAUCUCUGAUAUUUCUUCCUUUUUGGUUUAACUGCAAAAUUAUCUAGCAAUAUACUGGGAAAUAAAAUAUUUAAAACCUAAAAGAUUUUACAAGCACCUCUUUUUUACAAUUAACCCUAUUUAGGAUACAGAGCAGAUGACUGUAUUGUUUCUGAAGCCAGUAUUUAAUUUUUGACUAUGGAAAGUAUUCUGUGAUUUGAUUGUGACUUUGUAUUUUUCGUCUUUGUAUUUUUUCUGUAGUUUCAGGGGGAAAAGUGUCUAUUUAUAUUCCUGGUUUAUAUCCAGAGUGCAGAUUGGUGAUCGCUGACAGUUUUUAGUCACUGCUGGAGUGCUUGACCUUUGGGGCACACUUGGAACAAGACCACUUACCUUGUCUCUGCUUUUGCAUUACUGUUCUGCUGUACAUCUAGAUGGCCAUAUUUCUUCAGGGCCUUUCUCAGAUAGCUCUUUCCUCUGACUGUUUUCUUUUUCUUCACUGCUCUGACAACAGGGAAAGGCCUUUUAGAAAUACUUCAGUUUUUCCUAUUCUCCUGUGUAGUAUCUAUCUUAUGAUUGCUCCUCUGCACGUUCUUCUGCAUCUCUUGGCUGUUGAGGAAUGGGUUGCCCAUUCCUGUUGUUUCACUUGCAACUCAGGGUGCUAUAUAUUGGCUUACACCUUGUUCAUUUGUAUACUAAGUGGUCUCUCCAUUUGUCCGAGGUGGUUACAUGGAGCUGUAGUAUCUCAGGGAUUCCAAAGAUAUUAUGUUACCUGAAGAUAAUGGCUUUGAUAAAGAAAUCGUUCUCUUGUACAACUGAGUGGAGAAAACAGUCUUCAUUUGAAUUUUAAAGAUCUGUGGCCUCUUCACACUGGCUGAGGAUUUCUUUUUCUGCAUAAGAACACUGCAUUCCUCUUUUUUUUUUCCCUCCCUCUCCAUUACCUGUGUUUCUCCAGCCAGUGCAUGGAGAAGGGUGUCAUUCCUGCAAACUCAUGUAAAAACAAGGUGACAUUCUGCAUUAUGGUAUCUUGUGGGGAUAUUUUAGACUGGGAGUAAUGUCCAGACUGCUACUGGGAUACAAUCCAUGUAAGUUACAAGUAGGGAAUCUAGUUCUGUACUUCAUUUGCAGCGAGAAUGACAAUUUCAUUGCUGUUUUAGAAAAUGUAAAGACCUGGAAAACUUGCAUUUAAAGAUUACAAUGAGCUUAUAAAGAUUGGCUCUGUUUUCAUGAGGUCAGUAUUAACUCAGUAAUCACCUCUGUUUCAUUACCCUGUCUUUCUGUGUGCUCUAUUACACAUGCCAUUGCUGCAUGGAAAUUCCUGAAGUACAGAACACUUGAACAGAUUCUCUGUACCUCUUGGGUGCUGAACUAGACUGCACUUUCUACAGCAUCUGCAACACCUUAGAGCCAGCAGAAUGUUUACAAUAUACUACUCUUGUGUGGCCUAUUUGAGAAUUGUUCCUUACUCCAGUUUCAUAACCAAACACGCGCCCUUUUUCUGACAUUUUCAAUACAUUGUAUUAUAUUGAUUGCAUGCCUACUUGUUUUUAGUAGAAAAUUAAAGCUCCAUUUUAUGAAGCUGAUCUUUUAUUUAAAAUCAGAAGGGAGGACGAGAAUCCCAGAAUUCUGAGUGCAAUAUAAUCACUUUAACAAAAAUAUUUUUCAGAGUGAUUGUUUACAGUAUAUAUCACAUGUGCAGAUGAUAAAGAUUCUUUUAGAGAUUAGAAUAGCUUUUAAACCGUGUUAUUGUUGUGACUAUAUUAAGAAUAUUUGUUAAAUCAGCACAGAGUAAAAUGUCUCCUUUUAUAUGAGGAAAAUAAAAUCAGUGUAAUUCUUAAA
Molecule: messenger RNA, 3810 nt
Organism: Manacus vitellinus (golden-collared manakin)
Lineage: Eukaryota; Metazoa; Chordata; Aves; Passeriformes; Pipridae
Gene: SLC30A6
Product: solute carrier family 30 member 6
Exons: 14
Coding region: 17-1399 (460 amino acids)
Biological process (GO): monoatomic cation transport; transmembrane transport
Cellular component (GO): membrane
Molecular function (GO): monoatomic cation transmembrane transporter activity
Source: RefSeq, a predicted model, not a curated record